AUGUUGGCUUUCAAAGAAACCUUGUUGCACUGUGGGCUGGAAGACCUAGGGUACCAUGGGCACCCUUUCACUUGGCGUAGUGGUAGACCUAGUGAGGCCUUUGUAGAAGUAAGAUUGGAUCAAGCAUGCGCAUCGUCGGAGUGGCGGAGCGUGUUCCCAUUGGCAAAAGUAGCUCACUUGCAGGGACAGACUAGGCAUAAGCGCCUCCACCGUUUUGAGGAACGUUGGGUGGCACACGAGGGAUGUGAAGAGGUGAUCAGGGAUGCAUGGAGCUACCAUCCACCCAAUGGAAGCCUUAUGUUCAAGCUCUUCGAGAAGAUUAAGUGUUGCAGAAUGAAACUGGUGGCAUGGAGCUGA
Messenger RNA from Quercus lobata, 357 nucleotides. RefSeq lists its product as uncharacterized. NCBI's taxonomy places the organism in Eukaryota, Viridiplantae, Streptophyta, Magnoliopsida, Fagales, Fagaceae. Bases 1 to 357 code for a protein of 118 amino acids. The transcript has 2 exons. The record is from RefSeq and is a predicted model, not a curated record.